CCAGGUGAUCUCCCUGGACCUACGGUCGAAGUGGCGAGGGGAAGCUGGCGGUGACGGGCCGGAGGAGGCCGGGGACCGGGCGGAGGAGCUGCGAUACACCCACAUGCUAAACCGGGUGCUGCCCGCUGAUAUCCGGGCACUGGCCUGGGCCCCUGUGGGCCCAGACUUCAGCGCCCGCUUCAGCUGCCUGCACCGCACCUACCACUACUACUUCCCGGGCGCUGGCCUGGCGCUGGGCCCCAUGGACCAGGCCGCCCGCCUCUUCGAGGGCACACAUGACUUCCGCAACCUGUGCAAGAUGGACGUGGCCAACGGCGUGACCAGCUUCCGGCGCACGGUGCUGAGGGCGAGGGUGGAGGUGCUGCCUGGGGAGGGCCAAGCCGCUCCCGGGGCCGGGCCUUCGGCCUAUGGCAUGUGCCGGUUCGAGGUGCGAGGCCAGGCCUUUCUCUACCACCAGGUGCGGUGCAUGGCCGCGGUGCUGCUGCUUAUCGGGCAGGGGCUGGAGGAGCCCGGGGUCAUCGCUGAGCUGCUGGAUGUGGAGAGGAACCCCUGCAAACCGCAGUACAGCAUGGCGGUGGAUUACCCCCUGGUCUUGUAUGACUGCGCCUACGAAAACCUGGAGUGGAUUGUCGACCCAGAUGCUCAGAGCUUCACUGUGUCCAAUCUCCACACCAUGUGGACUCAGCAUGCCAUCAAAACCCGGAUCUUGUACUCGAUGCUCCAGGGAUUGGGACAGGCGCCAAGCGUGGAAGAACCAGGAUCCGGGAGGGACCCCCUGCGGGACGGGGCGCCGCUCCCGGAGGCGACGGCUGGCCAGGCGGACGCGCUGACGGAGGGCGUCAGGCCCCGGCGGUACAAGAGGCUGCUGGAGCGGGAGCGCUGUGAGGGCCUGGAGUCUCGCAUCCGCCACUACGCCAAGAGGGGGCGCAUCGAGCUGCCGGGGGCCAUGCGGGAGGCCGGCGAGGGGCAGGAGGACGGGUAUCGGAGCGAGGACGGCGCCACCCCAGCCCUCCGUCUCCCUCCGAGGUGAGGGGGGAGGGGAGAAGAGUUGGAGAGCAGUGGACUUAUUGGCGAGACCCUGCCCUGCGGGUCCGAGAUCCCCGGGGAUGGGUGGAACAGACUCCGGUUCGGACUGAAUUCGUUGCCUCGGUCAAUAAAAGGGACUUUUUUUUUUC
Molecule: messenger RNA, 1175 nt
Organism: Rhincodon typus (whale shark)
Lineage: Eukaryota; Metazoa; Chordata; Chondrichthyes; Orectolobiformes; Rhincodontidae
Gene: pus3
Product: pseudouridylate synthase 3
Exons: 3
Coding region: 104-1030 (308 amino acids)
Biological process (GO): mRNA pseudouridine synthesis; tRNA pseudouridine synthesis
Cellular component (GO): cytoplasm; nucleus
Molecular function (GO): RNA binding; pseudouridine synthase activity
Source: RefSeq, a predicted model, not a curated record